Wasmannia auropunctata (little fire ant) is the source of this 2398-nucleotide messenger RNA. It is a transcript of the gene Tbh, whose product is annotated as tyramine beta-hydroxylase. The transcript has 10 exons. Gene Ontology annotation, biological process: octopamine biosynthetic process; dopamine catabolic process; norepinephrine biosynthetic process. NCBI's taxonomy places the organism in Eukaryota, Metazoa, Arthropoda, Insecta, Hymenoptera, Formicidae. The coding region runs from base 325 to 2118 and encodes 597 amino acids. Gene Ontology annotation, cellular component: secretory granule membrane. Gene Ontology annotation, molecular function: copper ion binding; dopamine beta-monooxygenase activity. The record is from RefSeq and is a predicted model, not a curated record.
UGGAUAAGAAAAAUAAUGGUGAUAAACAGUCCUCGAUAAAAUGUAAGGGGCUGUCCGAUCUACGAACCAGUUUCCUCGAGCUUGCGCAUCCUGCGUCGUCCCGCAAGCGCGGAAUUCUGCGAGAUACGAAACGGGAAGGAUCCUCAGUACAGAUCUAUCCUUCGCAGACUCCGCGAUACAACCCUGUAAAACUCUUGUAAACGACAUUCGAAAAAUCGGAAUAAAUUCGGUACAAAAUUCGAGUUAACAAAAAUCCAAAUUGGAGCCAAAGUUCGAGUUUACUCGCUGGAUCGUUUCGUAGGGAGAUUUAAAGAGGAUUUGAUUAUGGUAACGAUGAUGCUGUUUCUGCUGGUCGUUCUCGCAGGCAUCCACUCGGGUUGGUCCCGGCGCGAUUCCUCGAUCAGUGAAAAUGUGGACGGAAACGCGGUGCAUACGAUUCCGCUCGGCUCGGAGGUGACUUUUCAUUGGAGAGUCGAUUUAAUGAAUAAACUAGUGAUCGCGGAGGUUCAUUACGUCGGCAAUGAAAGCAGCUGGUUCGCGAUCGGAUUUUCCGACUAUGGAGAACUAAAACCAGCUGAUUACUGCGUCUUAUGGUCCGAUUGGCACCAACAAAUUCAUCUUGAAGACUCGUGGGCGGAUGCCGAUGGGAAAUUACAUCUGGACACCCAACAGGAUUGCGAGAAUUUCGCGUGGAGAAGACGCGGUAAUAUCACGAAGUUUACAUUCUCCCGCAAAUUCGACACUUGCGACGAGCAUGAUUAUAUCAUUGAGAGAGGCACGACGCACCUGGUGUGGCUCCGCGGUCGUGGACCGCUGUCGUCCUUGGCCGGUCUCGAGAUAUCGGACGCGAAAGCGUCGGGCAUGUCCCGCACGGAGUUAAACAGGGUGUCCCAUAAGAAGCCCAAGUUCCCCGCGAAUGCCUGGCAACUCGAGUUACUCGCCCAUCGGGUUCAAGUGCCGAAACAGGAGACUACCUAUUGGUGUCGCGUGCACAAGUUGCCGUCAGUACUAAGACAGAAGCAUCAUAUCCUACAAUUUGGCCCCGCUAUUCAAGCGGGAAACGAACAUCUUGUACAUCACAUGGAAGUCUUUCAUUGCGCCGGAUCUGUAGAUCUAGAAGUGCCAAUGUACGACGGGCCUUGCGACGGAGCAGAUAGACCCGAAAAAACGCAGAUCUGCAAGAAGGUGUUGGCAGCAUGGGCCAUGGGUGCCGACGCGUUCGUCUAUCCGGAAGAAGCUGGUCUAUCCAUCGGCGGAACCGAUUUCAAUCCGUAUAUCAUGUUGGAGGUACAUUAUAAUAAUCCCGAGCUGCACCAAGGCACCGUCGACUCCUCUGGAAUACGAUUUGUUCUCACAAAGACCCUCAGAAAGUACGAUGCUGGUGUAAUCGAGCUUGGCCUCGAAUACACCGAUAAGAUGGCCAUACCCCCGCAACAGGAAGCCUUUAUGCUAUCCGGCCAUUGCAUAGCGGAAUGCACCGGAGUUGGAUUGCCCCAAAGUGGCAUUCGCAUUUUCGGCUCUCAAUUGCACACUCAUCUGACGGGUACCAAAGUCAUCACCCGUCAUAUGAGGGACGGCGAAGAGUUGCCGCCGUUGAACUAUGACAAUCAUUACUCUACUCAUUUCCAGGAGAUCAGAUUGCUGCCGAAACCGGUGACCGUCCUGCCUGGGGAUUCCCUGAUAACUACAUGCACUUACAAUACUAUAAAAAGAGACAACGUGACUCUUGGCGGUUUCGCUAUAUCCGACGAGAUGUGCGUUAAUUACGUUCAUUACUAUCCCAACGCGCAAUUAGAGGUGUGCAAGAGUGCCAUAAGCGACGAUGCGCUGCGGACGUAUUUCCGUUAUAUGCGAGAAUGGGAAAGUCAAGGGACCAGUUCGGAAAAGGGUAUCUCGGCGAACUAUAAGAGUAUCGAAUGGACCAAGGUCCGCGUGGAAGCUCUUCACGAUCUCUACGAAGCUGCGCCUUUAGGGAUGCAGUGUAACGGCUCCGAUGGCUCCCGAUUACCUGGCCUGUGGGACAACAUCGCGGCGACACCCGUCAGACUGCCUUUGUCACCGCCAGCCAGAAGUUGCCUGGAAUCUUCAAUCCAGCGAGAGAUCUCGGAUCAGAUGUGAAUAAUGACUGAUUACAACAUUUCAGUUAUUCGAUCAUUCCGUUGUGUGAAAAUUUCAAGGGAACAUACAAGUAAUUAAAGUUCCAAUUCAGAGCAUAUCAAAUUUAGCUGUUACCUGUUGCUUCUUCGAAAUCUUCUCUAAAAUUGCGACGCUUAACUCUUGGCAGUGUACCUCGUUUGAUAUGACAAUACUUAAUCGUUAGAUGUUUGUAAAAGGAUUUCAUGAAACUUGGACCGACGGCAUCGAGGCAAGAUGUAAAAAAAAAAUCCAAAGAAUCCAA